GGCGUGCCCUGACUAGCGGCGUUGCGGGCGCUGGUCCCGGCUGUGCCGGCUCCCAUGGCGGCGGUGCCGCCGCCGGUCUACGUAUACAGCCCGGAGUACGUGACCCUCUGCGACUCCCUCUGCAAAGUGCCCAAGCGGGCCAGCAUGGUGCAUUCACUGAUUGAAGCAUAUUGCUUGCUUGACCAAAUGAAGAUAGUCAAGCCAAAAGUGGCCUCCAUGGAGGAAAUGGCGAGUUUCCACACAGAUGCUUACCUGCAGCACCUGCAGAAGGUCAGUGAGGAGGGGGAUGAUGACCACCCGGAGUCUGUGGAGUAUGGACUGGGUUACGACUGUCCAGCCACUGAAGGGAUCUUUGAGUAUGCAGCGGCUGUGGGAGGAGCCACCAUCACUGCAGCCCAGUGCCUGCUGGAUGGCAAGUGCAAAGUAGCAAUUAACUGGCCUGGAGGGUGGCAUCAUGCAAAGAAGGAUGAAGCUUCUGGUUUCUGUUACCUGAAUGACGCUGUCUUGGGGAUCCUGCGACUGCGCCAGAAAUUUGACCGCAUCCUUUAUAUUGAUUUGGAUUUGCAUCAUGGGGAUGGAGUUGAGGAUGCCUUUAGUUUCACCUCGAAGGUCAUGACUGUUUCUCUGCACAAAUUUUCACCAGGAUUUUUCCCAGGCACUGGUGAUGUGACAGAUGUUGGCCUGGGAAAAGGUCGCUACUACAGCGUGAAUGUGCCCAUUCAAGAUGGCAUCCAGGAUGAAAAAUAUUACCAGAUCUGUGAAUCAGUGCUGAAGGAGGUGUAUGCUGCCUUCAACCCUGAUGCAGUUGUGCUGCAGCUGGGGGCGGACACCAUUGCUGGAGACCCCAUGUGCUCUUUCAACAUGACACCUGAGGGAGUGGGGAAGUGCCUUAAGUAUGUCCUGCAGUGGCAGCUAGCAACUCUUGUCCUGGGAGGAGGAGGUUACAACCUUGCCAACACCGCUCGCUGCUGGACAUACUUGACUGGGGUCAUCCUUGGGAGAACACUGUCCUCUGAGAUCCCUGAUCAUGAGUUCUUCACAGAGUAUGGUCCUGAUUAUGUGCUGGAGAUCACACCAAGCUGCAGACCAGACCGCAAUGAGCCACAGAGAAUUCAAGAAAUUCUGAACUCUAUCAAAGAGUGGGAUGGCCGUCUUGCCGCCCACGCAAGGGAGCCAAGCCGGAGCGCCGUUCCAGUCCCUCCCUGUCGGGCACGUCGCUGUACCAGACCCGCCUGGGGCAGCCCGCGUUCCUCUGGGCGCUGCAGUGUCCUCGUGGACGCCGGAGAUGAGCUGUUGACAGUCCCCUCCCCGGGGCACGAAGGACCUCUCGUGGUGGCGAUCCUGCGCUGCUACCCUUUCGGGGCCGAAGAGAUGCCGGCGGUAGGGACUGCGCCUGCUCCCCGCCCCUGUGGUCCCCCAAGGCGGGUCCGAACCUCCUUGUGGGCCAUCUUGUGCCUGCAGAAGUUCCACGUCCAGACCCGCGCCCCGGGGAGACUCUGGAGCCCCCCGGAGCCCGGCUCGCCGCUCGCCUAGGGCUUGGGGACGCAGCCGCGGGGAGCCGCCCCCUCCAGGCUGCUGGCCCCGGCCUCAUCGACUCGGACCCGGCCGACAAGGUGCUCAGGUCGCUGGUGGUGGAGCUUGGCCUCAGCAGGGCGGACGAGCUGCCGGAGCUCUGGCUUGGUCACCACGAGCUCGACUCCCGGUCGGACCUGCCGGUCGGAGCGCGGCUGGGGCGGGGGCCUCCUACCUCACCUCACCAGUGAGCAGCGUCCCGGCGCCCCGGGCACCAGCGCAGCGGCAGCGGGGAACGCUCGACACCCGGCCGAGUGUGGGACGGGGCUGGAGGAGGAGCUGCGGCCGCGCUGCCCGUCCUAAAACGCGCCGGCGUCGCUGUGGGCCCGACGGGCGAGGCGUCUCCAGCCGCCGUGUAAUGAAAUCCGGAAGGAUCGUUGUUCCCACGGCUGUGCCCUUUGUCCAUUUCGGCGAAGGACAUUGUGUGAAGCAGCCCUUGAUGGAAGGAGAGUGGGCCCCCCAAAGCUCCAGUGUGUCUUCUCGGCUUAUGAUGUUCCCAUCCUUGUUGUUGUUGAAAAUUAUACAACUUUCCUAGUAACUUUUCUAGUUAAAAUUUUUAAUGAAUUGUUUUAAUCAAUCAUGAACAGUGUAAUUUUCCACCGUAGCCAAGCACUUAGCAAGGUUUUUCAUAAACUGCUAUUGUAGGAAUGCAGGUCAGGAAAAUUACUAAAACUUUUAAGUUUUGCUAAGCCAACUUUGAUACACUUAAUUGGACUAAGCAUGGGAGAGUCCAGCUGAAACUGGACUCAUGGAAUGCAAAAUUUAUAGUCUGCAAGAACAUUUUGCAUGACCCAGAAAUAAAGAAACUAACAAAGACAAUUCAGCAAUUGUCUUAUCUGGGAAAAAGAUAGUAAGAUAAUGUUAUAGAUACAUAUUAUAACAGCGGCUUUUCACUAAUAUUAAAAUGGAUUUAUAUGUGGGAUGUUAAAGUAACUUUCUAACAAAGAUUGUUUUUAUUUCUGUUGUUAAUUAAACUUAGACAUAGUAGUGAAAGAGCUAUGCUUGUGUUAAAAUGCCUGCUUGGAUGAAAUAACAUCCAGUGAACACAGGAUGAGGACACCUGCUACAGAUAUGCCAACGAUCAGCACUCACCGUCUGAAGGCAGUGUGGAUCAAGGCCCAAAACCAGGAGAUGAUAAGAAUGGAUUAAAACCACAACCAAGGAAUCUGCAUGCUCUAAAAAGGCAGACGCAAGGAGGAGCCCUGCUGAACAGUUCUUGGAACAUGUAAACUAGUUUGGGGAAAAUGUUUACUAUGCAUAAGGGCCUAUGAAUAUAUAACAGGCUGAUGUAACAGAAAGGUAUUUAAGUGGUAUCCCCAAAGAUAACUGUGUGGUCUUGGCUGAGUGCCAAGAUGCAGCCAGCUGAAAUAACCUUUGCCCUGUGGUCCUUGUCUCUUAGUGCCCUUUAUUAAACUUUUUAAAUUUUCACAGGAGAGUGAACAGAUUUUUCACAGAUCAUAACGACUGAAAAUGUAGGCUCAUGAGCAUGAGAAGUAAGAAAUCUGUAACCAGUAGAAGAUAAAAUACUAAUUAAUGAAGAGAACUAUGUAUUUUAUAGCAAAUGAACAUUAAUUGCUUUGCAUAAGUAAUGAAAAGUUUUGGAAGUGUGCAAAGUGUGUAAGUUGCAAGUGUGUGUGAUAGGUGGAGCUCCCUCUAUUCACCCAGCACUCUGAAUAAAGUAAUGCUGCUUUCUAAUCUAAA
Melospiza melodia melodia is the source of this 3273-nucleotide messenger RNA. It is a transcript of the gene HDAC8, whose product is annotated as histone deacetylase 8. The transcript has 11 exons. Gene Ontology annotation, molecular function: histone deacetylase activity. The coding region runs from base 55 to 1533 and encodes 492 amino acids. The record is from RefSeq and is a predicted model, not a curated record. Lineage: Eukaryota; Metazoa; Chordata; Aves; Passeriformes; Passerellidae. Gene Ontology annotation, cellular component: nucleus. Gene Ontology annotation, biological process: negative regulation of transcription by RNA polymerase II.